AUGGAGCAGUCGUUAUGCCAUAGGAUUGCUUUGGCCUAUAAAGAAGAGCUGUCCCAUAUCAUCACAAUGACAGGGCCUCUGCUGUUUUCUCGAAUCUUCAACCACCUUCUUCCCUUUGUGGUGACUGUGUUCUGUGGACGCUUGGGCAAUGAGACAAUUAAUGUUACCACAGCAGCAACAGGAUUUGGUUUAGCCAUGGCCUGUGAUACUCUGGUGUCUCAGACUUUUGGAGGAAAGAACCUGUUGCGUGUUGGAGUGAUUCUGCAGAGGGGGGUCCUCAUCCUGCUGCUGUUCUGUCUGCCCUGCUGGGCUCUGCUCAUGAACGCACAGAGUGUUCUGCUCUGCCUGGGACAGGAGCCCGAGGUCACCAGAAUAUCACAGCUGUAUAUAACAUACUACCUUCCAGCUGUACCUGCAAUGUUUCUACACUACCUCCAAGUGUGUUAUCUGCAGAACCAGGGUAUAACACUGCCUCAAGUAUAUACUGCAUUGUUGGCAAAUAUUGCUAAUGUUGGGACCAACUACGUCCUCCUGUACUGGCUAGAACUUGGGGUGAUCGGGUCAGCAGCGUCUAACUCUUUGUCUCAGAUUUACAUCUGCGUGUUUUUAUUUGUUUACAUUCGUUGGAAAAAACUCUAUGCGGCGACAUGGGACGGCUGGUCUGUGGAAUCACUGCAAGAGUGGGGCUCCUUCAUGAAACUGGCCAUUCCCACCACUUUGAUGAAAUGUUUUGAGUGGUGGGUUUAUGAAAUAGGAGGCUUUCUUGCAGGAAUUCUGAGUGAGGAUGAGCUGGCAGCUCAGCAUGCUGUUAUGAUGUUCCCUCUAGGUGUUCAAGCAGCAGCCUGUGCUCGAGUGGGAAAUGCUCUUGGAGCAGGCGACACUUCUAGAGCUAUUCUUGCUUGUAAAAUCUCCCUCACGCUUGCAGCAAGCAUCGCCUUGAUUGAGGGUGUGAUACUUGGUUCUGCUAAAAAUGUGAUUGGCUACAUAUUUACCUCAGACAAAAAGAUUGUUGAACUGGUCGCUGAUUUGAUGAAUGUGUAUUGUUUUCUACAAUUUUUUGAUGGUCUUGUGUGUGUCUGCAUAGGCAUCUUUGUGGGCACAGGGAAACAGAAGAUCCCAGCUGUAGCGAACCUUAUUGGAUAUUACGGCAUUGGACUUUCCCUCGGUGCAGUAAAACGAGCAAACAGGAACAAUGAUGUCGACCAACCACUAAAUUUGUCUGAUGUCCACACCGAGUGCACUGACCGACAGAGAACAGGAGCAGCAGGCCCUCUAUCAACAUCUCAGCUCAUCAUCAGAAGAGGAAUCACGGUGUUAUCUGCCGCUGGGCUGUUUGCUCUGGGAGAAACUCAGACGCACAAUUGA
This is a messenger RNA of Knipowitschia caucasica, 1365 nucleotides long. Lineage: Eukaryota; Metazoa; Chordata; Actinopteri; Gobiiformes; Gobiidae. The record is from the annotation of a GenBank genome assembly.